AUGGCGCUAUAUGGGACUUCUGACGCCUUGAUGUGGAGGGCGUUCCCAACGACCUUGAGGGGACCGGCCCGUGCAUGGUACAUCGGCCUGAAGACCAGGACCAUCUCUUCCUUUGAUCAGCUCGUCCGAGACUUCGAGCUCAACUUCCUCGCCUACGCCCGUUCGAAGCCGUCCGUGGCGUUGCUCCUCGGACUCAACCAAAGGGAGGAUGAGCCCCUCUCCCACUUCGUGAACCAAUUUACAACGCAGAUCCGAGGACUCUCGGAGGCUCACCCUUCUCUAUUGAUGCAGGCAUUCAUGAUAGGCCUGCGGCCCUCCAGGUUCUUCUGGUCUCUGGUGGAGCGACCUCCCACGACGGUACCCGAGAUGCUCCAACGGGCGAGCCAGUUCGUCGUCGCGGAGACGUGGAUGGCCGGGAGACGCGAGGAGUACAAGAGGAUCAAGUGGAGCCGCCCCGGCAGCAGCAACCCCCUGCGUCUUGGUGUAGGUUGGACAGAACCGACCCGCCGGCAUCAAGGCCCCCUCUCCCAGCCUUGA
Musa acuminata AAA Group (dessert banana) is the source of this 537-nucleotide messenger RNA. RefSeq lists its product as uncharacterized. The coding region runs from base 1 to 537 and encodes 178 amino acids. The transcript has a single exon. NCBI's taxonomy places the organism in Eukaryota, Viridiplantae, Streptophyta, Magnoliopsida, Zingiberales, Musaceae. The record is from RefSeq and is a predicted model, not a curated record.